Molecule: messenger RNA, 459 nt
Organism: Staurois parvus
Lineage: Eukaryota; Metazoa; Chordata; Amphibia; Anura; Ranidae
Source: the annotation of a GenBank genome assembly
CAGGUCUCGGGCCCUCAGGCGGAGCGGCGGGCGCCGGACCCCCAGGAGGAGCGACAGGUCUCGGGCCCUCAGGCGGAGCGGCGGGCGCCGGACCCCCAGGUGGAGCGACAGGUCUCGGGCCCUCAGGCGGAGCGGCGGGCGCCGGACCCCCAGGCGGAGCGACAGGUCUCGGGCCCCCAGGCGGAGCGGGGGCACCGAGUCACCAGGCACGACAGUGGGCUCCGAGUCAACUGGUAUGACCGCAGGCACUGGGUCAGACAUUGUAUGUCUGGCUGGACAGCGGGCAUCGGGUCACCAGGCAUCAGGUCAUUUGGCUCGACAGCGGGCACCGCGUCAUCUGGCAAGGCAGUGGGCUCCGAGUCAACUGGUAUGACCGCGGGCACUGGGUCAGACAUUGGAUCGUCUGACUGACCGGACAGCGGGCAUCGGGUCACCAGGCAUCAGGUCAUUUGGCUCGAC